GGCUCUGUGCCAUCGUCCACUACCUUGUCAGCGGGCAGCUGGGCUGGUUCGGGCUGACCAUCGCCUGCGUGGUGCCCGGCUACGUGGCUCAGCUCCUCAGCAUCCUCUGGUUCAGGGUGGACGGCCGCCCGCCUGGCUGCUGGCUCCUGAUGCUCCAUCUCCUGCAGCUGGGCCUCUGGAAGCGGUACUGGGAUGUUUUUCGAACGACAGCAAAGGCGGGCUGCAGCGCCUGUGCUGGGGAGGUGCUGACGCAGCACGGGGAUGUGUGUGUGCUGCGGCUCCUGGAAGCCCUGCUGCAGACCCUGCCUCACCUCCUGCUGCAGGCCUACGUCGUCGUGGCAGUCGACCCAGCAGGCUUUGUCCCCGGUGUCAGCGCAGGGCUGUCCCUGCUCUCCCUUGCCUGGGCUUUGGUCUCCUACAGCCACUUCGCCUGCCUGCUGAAACCCGGACACCUCUGCCCGCCGGCCGCGGCCAUCCUCUGCCUGCUGCUCUGGAGGACGGGGAUGCUGGGGACCAGGGUCCUGGCCCUGGUACUCUUUGCCAGGCUCUACUCCUUCUGGGUUUUUGCUGUGGCAGGUGUCCACUGGCUGUUCAUGUCCUUCUGGCUGGUGGCCCAGCAGACGGACAUCGUGGCCAAGCCCUGCCGCUGGAGGCUCUUCAAUUGCCUGGUGGGAGCCGUGUACAUCUUCUGCUACAUUAAUGUCCGGCCCGGUCCCUCCAAGCACAGGGUGGCCGUGUUUUAUGCCAUAAUGGUGAUGGAAAACACCCUCCUGCUGCUGCUGGCCACCCGGUUCCUGCAGGCAGAGCUGAGGAACAGCCUGUGCGUGACCGGGGCCAUCAUGUCAGGGUCUGUAAUAGGUGCCGCAGCUCUGGUGGUUUAUUACAGCCUGCUCCAUCCCAAAUGCACAGAGAUCUGGCAGGGCUUCCUGGAGACAACCUGCAGUGCUGCGGCUACCGGUGAUGAUGAGGUUGAUGGAGACAGCUCCCAAGCUGGGCAGAGCUUGGGGAUUUCAGGAGAUGGAGAGGCCUUGGCCAGGGAAGGGACCACGGCAGAUCCCAAAAACGGGAACAGCUCACCGCUCCCGCAAUUCGGAGGGUGUUUGGAGGAUGGCUGGACAAACCAUCACCACUGGCUGCUGGUAAAGCUGGCCUUGAAGACAGGAGAUAUGUCCACGAUCAAUGCUGCUUUUGGAGAUGGUGGCAUGGGAGAAGUUUACCCUGGAGGAUGGGUGAUGGGGAAACCCGCCGGUGUUGAGCCUGGAGCAAGCCCUUCCCUCCCCACGAGGGAAAUGGGUCCUCGGGGUGCUGAAUCUGGUCUGACUGAUGAGAAAUUGCAGGCGGCGGGGAACGGAGGAGGCGGCAAACCCAGCACCGGCGCUGUGAGAACGGGACGGGAGGACGGAGCAGGGCAGGAGCCUGAUUUUCACCCAGCCGUAUCCUUUCCCAGCAGUUUCUCCCCGGAUCCAGCCAAGGGCUCCUCUGUGUAUUUCAGCGCGAGCGCAGGAGGCAUCACCUCUCCUGGCAUGGUGACAACCACAGCUACGUCCAUGGCCCUGGUGCAAAGGGACGGCGAAGGCCAGCCUCCUCCAGGCUGCCUGGGAGAAGGAGGAGGAGGAGGAGGAUGGGAUUUAUCCAUUGGGAUGGCGAGCAUCAGCCCAAUCCUGGGCGCUUGUGCCCACGAGCAUCUGUGGAGCAGCUCUUCCCUUGGUGGCACAGGUGGCUGUGGGGCGGUGGGUCCCCCCAAAGAGGACUCGGAACCCGUAGGGCUGGAGGGUGCCCUCGUGGGGUGGCAUCACCUUCAGGACACCCAUGCUUGUGACACAAAAGGGACUGUCAUGAGGAGCAAGCUGAGGCCACCGUGCUUCACCUCCACCCCCAAGGCUGACCCUAGAUGCCCACAGCGAGGACUGGGGGAGCUGGGAGAGGGGACAGACCUGUCUGGGUUGCUGGAGUGA
Molecule: messenger RNA, 1955 nt
Organism: Balearica regulorum gibbericeps (East African grey crowned-crane)
Lineage: Eukaryota; Metazoa; Chordata; Aves; Gruiformes; Gruidae
Source: RefSeq, a predicted model, not a curated record